Messenger RNA from Dermatophagoides farinae (American house dust mite), 2122 nucleotides. RefSeq lists its product as uncharacterized. Gene Ontology annotation, cellular component: membrane. NCBI's taxonomy places the organism in Eukaryota, Metazoa, Arthropoda, Arachnida, Sarcoptiformes, Pyroglyphidae. The record is from RefSeq and is a predicted model, not a curated record.
CUUUCAAGCUGCGAAAUUGUUCCAAAUGACACAUUGUAUAUGAAGCUAUGCACGAAUGCAUACCAUCUGAUCAGAAUAGCGCGAGUUGAUGAAAUUCAUGCUUUCAUCUGAAAUAUUAGAUAGAUUCAAUUUAAAAAGUCAAUUACCCGAAAAUGAUAAAUUCUGCAGAAAUAUUAAAACAGAGACAAUUUGUCUCAACAGCACGAAAUGCACCAUUAUGGGCCGGGAUAAAUCUUUCGUUUCUGAUAUUAUGUCUAAUAGAAUUCCAAUGUUCAGUGUUUACAUCGAUCUCAUCGUUAACGUUCAUCAAAAAUAUGAUGACAUUUUUAGAAAUUCUCUUCAUGUUUUUGUUUCUCAUCAAUUUCAUCUACAACACAUAUCUUUUCGUCUGGUUUAAAAGAUUUUUGCAACCCAUCCAAAUGACACCAGAAGAAUUUCGUUUGUUUGGAAUUGAUGAAAACGAAUGUGGUUUUAAAUUAAAAGAUGUGACAACUACGAAUGAUAGUUGUCAAGAAUUUAAAAGCAAACAUAAAAUUUCUCUUACACCAAAAUUCGAAAUAAGUUAUGAAAAUCUUUCUAAUCACGGACAUUCGUCUUUGGAUUCGACAGCGUUGUCUACACGAUUCCAUGAUAGUAAUUCACUGUAUGAUAUUAAACCAACUUCUUGGUCUUUUAAUCCAGGAACUAUUGCCGAUUCACCAUACUCAAAACGAUCUGAUGCAAGUCUGAAUAAUUCACUUUCACAAAAACAAAUCGAUGGCAUACGAUUUCGAAGAUCAAGAUCAUUUCUCAAUGAUUCGUUUGAUAAAAGUUUAUCGCCCACAUGUUCUUCAUCGGUUAUUACAUCGAAAGCCGAUUUAGAUCGAUAUUUGCAGAAACACGAACAACGUCAAGAAGAAUUGGAAGAAUUGCUACAAGCGCAAAAACGUUACGCAAAUGUUAAUCCAGUUUUACAAACAAUGAAUGAAAUGAAUUCAACAUUAUCUCAUGGUCAAAAUGCAAAUCAUUACACUAUAGGACAACAAUUUUUACAAACUUCAAAAAAUAGUGAUCUCUCAUUUCAUAAUAAUUCAAUCACACCGACUAAACAUGUUUCAUUUAACAAUUCAUCGUCCAGCAAUCUAUUCAACGAUUCUUCUAUAUUCUGGGCUCAUAAUUCACCUUCCAGAGCACUAACACCUCCUUCGUACAAAUCGUCUAUCAAAACUCAUUCACCACCAAGUGGAAGUAGUCUUGAAAAAUCAGAAUCAUUGAAUUCGAGUACACGAACACUAGAAAAAAUUCUAUCAAAAUUAGAUGUUGACGAUUCUCUUCUCAAUCAGAUGGUUGAAAACAUUCGAAAAUGGAUUUCACAGACCAUUUUAGUUCGACUUUGUCGAGAGAUUGAAUCUAUAAACAAAUUGAUUGUCGAAAAAGGUUAUAUCGAUUCAAUGAUUGGCGAAACUCCUCUAAAAAAUUUAAAACAAUUAGCCGAAAAUCGUCGAACAGAAUUUCCUACCUUGGAACAAGUUUGUCCAUUCUUAGAUAUUUCCAAUGUUCGCAAUCUUGAGAAUACUAUACCAGUACAAGAAUAUCUAGUACGUCGUUUAAAGGAUUUAGCUAAAGGUGGUUGUAUGAUCGAAUUUCUUUGGGAUGGUGGCGGAAGUUAUAAUUAUCGACCAUGGAAACAGGAUUCAUUGUUAACCGAUGCUGAAUUAAUUCUUCAUGUAUUUUGUACCUAUAUGGAUUCACGUUUACUUUUCAAUCCGGCAUUACCAGAAGGAAAACCAUUUUCAAGUCAACAUUUUAGAGCGGCUACAUCGGCAGGAAGCCCGGGUACAAAUUCUUCACCAAUGAAAUCCAUAAAAUCUGAUACAUACAUACAACAAGAAAAAAUUUAUCCACCACAUUAUUCAUUAAUGUUAAAAGGCGAACAUUUUGAGAUUCCACCUGGCCGAAAUAAUUUAUUCUAUGCUUUAUUAAUAUUUAUUCAUCACAUAAAAAUGAAAAAUUUUGGCCUAUUAGGUCGAAUUAAUCUUGGUCCAUCCGGAUUGAAUAUUGCCUGGGUGAUUGAAUCGAAAUGAUCAACAAACGAUGACAAUUUGAUUGAUUAUUUUUUUUGUUUGAUUUUUGAUGAAUUUAU